This is a messenger RNA of Mesitornis unicolor (brown roatelo), 1278 nucleotides long. It is a transcript of the gene SLC46A3, whose product is annotated as solute carrier family 46, member 3. Gene Ontology annotation, cellular component: lysosomal membrane. The annotation marks the transcript as partial. The transcript has 5 exons. The record is from RefSeq and is a predicted model, not a curated record. Gene Ontology annotation, biological process: vacuolar transmembrane transport. Gene Ontology annotation, molecular function: transmembrane transporter activity. Lineage: Eukaryota; Metazoa; Chordata; Aves; Mesitornithiformes; Mesitornithidae.
UCCUCCUUCGUCAGCGACACCAAUGCCACUCGCUGCGAGCAGAAUAAAAGUAGCCCGGCUUAUAUCAAGCAGAAGGAAGUUCAAGAAAAAGCAUCUGUUUUUAAUAUGCAGUUGGACUUAACUGGGGCAAUUCCCAGCCUUAUAGUUGCCUUUGUCAUUGUAGCUAAUGGAGAUCGCCAGGGACGCAAAAAGUCUUUAGUUUUACCAUCAAUGGGAGCUUUGAUGGCUGGUAUUUGCCUCACUGUAAUAUCAUAUUUUUCUUUGUCACUCUCUGUCCUGUUUGCGGUUGCAUUUGUUACUGGACUGUUUGGGAGUGUGGCAACAUUCCUUGGAGGAGGCUUUGCUUUUAUAGCAGAUAUAUGUCAUGAUGAGAAGCAGAAGACAAUGCGAAUAGCUGUGGUGGAUUUGAUUUUUGGAGUUGUAUCUGGAUUGGCAGGACUGUCAUCUGGCUACUUUCUAAGAGGAAUAGGCUUUACAUGGACAUUUGUGACAGUAUCUUUGCUUCAUGUCAUUAAUGUUAUCUAUAUUCUAUUUUUUCUCGAAGAUACAGUAGGCGCAUCUGAAUUCCAGCACCAGGCGCCAGUAUCUUUUAAAGAACUUCUGAGAGAGACGUUUUCUGGAGUGUACAUGCUUUUUAAAACUGCCCCUUAUAAAAAGAGACUCUUAAUCAUUCUGUUACUUUUUACAUUUAUGACUUAUUUGUUUACUAUGGUUGGUGGGAGUUCACUUUUUACACUGUAUGAACUGGAUGAGCCGCUCUGCUGGAAUGAAGUGUACAUUGGAUAUGGAGCAGCUGCAUUCACUUCUGUCUCUCUGACCAGUUUUUUAGGAGUUUAUUUAUUUUCUAAAUGUCUCAAAGACAUUUAUAUUGUCUUUAUCGGCAUAUUUUCUUACGUUGGAGGCAUGAUCAUGGCUGCCUUUGCCAAAACUACCCUGCUCAUGUUUUUAGUAAGAGUGCCAUCUUUGCUCUUCAUUAUGCCUAUUCCUGUUCUCCGCUCCAUGCUGUCAAAAGUGGUUCUCACUAGUGAACAGGGUGCUGUGUUUGCUUGUGUUGCCUGUUUAGAAGUUGUGACCGGCACUAUUUCACUUUCGGUUUUUAAUAUUCUCUAUGCAGCUACUGUUGCAUGGUUCUCAGGCUUUUGCUUCCUCUUAUCGGCAGGCCUGUGUCUGAUUCCACUGGCUGUUCUGUGCUGGCUUCUGUGUACAAGCUGGAAUGGAGAGGACUUGGCUAUGCUUGUACCUGAAGAAGUAUCCAGCAUAGAGAGCCUUGAGAGUUGA